AUGGUUACUGGCAUCGAGGCUGCAGGGCUCGCUCUUGCAGUAUUGCCGCUCUUUGUGAAUCAGAUCGAUGGCUAUGUCCGUGGCAUAGAGAAGAUCAAAGGACUGAGACGCUAUCGACGGGAGUUUCAAGCCUAUUCAGUAGGCCUCCGCACCCAGCAUGCGAUCCUCCUGAACACGCUGGAACAAGCCUUGGAGGGAGUUGUGGAUGAUGAGGAUCAAGUUUCUGAGCUCAUCUGCAAUCCACAGGGCGAGGGUUGGAGAGACCCGGGUUUUCAGAAACGACUGCGCCGGAGGCUGGACCGAAAUUACGAGGUGUUCAUGGGAAAUAUGGCUGGUCUUUCGGAGUUGUUGGAACAACUAUCCCAUAAGAUGGAUAUUAAUGGAAGUGAUAUCCAGACACCCGCCACGGACGCCUGGAGGAAUUUCUUGAAACUCCGAAAGAUCAUCAGCAAGGCAGUAUACGACGACCUGCUUGUUAAAAUUGACGGAACAAAUACGAUCCUCAAGACUCUGGUCGACCAAUCAUUCUAUCUAGAGGAUACCAAGAAGAGGCGAAAGGGCUGGAACCACCUCCUGAAGCGGUAUCAAAAGGCCCGCAAGCAUGCCGACGGGCUGUUCAAAGCAAUCAUCGGAGGGAACUACUGGCGUUGCCAGUGCAAGACACACCAUUGUGUCCAUGUGCAGCUUCAAAUCAACUCUUUACAGAGUAUCGAAAAAUACCCGGAUAGAGACUCCGACGCCAGAUCCCAAUUUCAAAUGAUCUUCGCCAACACAAAGGAGGAUUUGGCAUGUCUGUGGACUUGGACGGAGGUCGUCUUCGAGCCUUGGCAGGUCGAAGAGACAGUCACGGUUCCAAGCUCUCGGCAUGACGAUCCCAAGUCCAAUGGCCAGAAGAAGCCCACCGUUCAGUUUCAUGUCCCUGCAGAAGACGUACGGCCAUUGGAAAAGCACAAGGAGGCUCUAUCGGCUCCACCAAUCGAGGACUUCUGUUCGUCUCUUUGCGUUGCUGAAUCGUACGUUGGGCGCCGCGAGAGCAUAGGUUGCAUCUCAAACCCUGGUGCCUCUGUUAGAUACACCAUGCAUGCCGUGAAGAAACUUCCGAAAUGCAUUCCGCAAAAGCCUCUCCGCGAGGUAUUGUCAGAUAUCAGUCGACGCGACCGCCUUCACAUUGCUACUGCUUUGGCAAGUGGUAUGAUUCAAAUGUGCGGUAACUGGUUGAAAUCCUGGUGGGAUAUCUCCGAUGUCUACCUGGCCGCCACAAGCAACGAUGAAUGCAAUGUAUCAUUGGAAAAUCUGUACCUGUCAUGGCCGGUGUCCACCACGUGCACAGUACCCGGGCCCGUCAAUGGUAGGUAUUCCCAUUCCGGAGAUAAUAGUCUAUUACCACUGGGGCUUGCGCUGGUGGAGCUGUCUCUUGGAAAACCCCUCCAAACAUUGUUGAAUCUGGAGGAUGGUGAUCAGGAUACACUGGUCGCUAGAUUCAAGACUGCAUCAUGGCUUGUCAACAAGGUGUACAAUGAGAGUGGAACAAACUAUGCCGAUGUGGUCAAUAGCUGCUUGUCUUGGUCUUCUCUCUGUCUCGAGAAAAGGUUCGAGGAGCGGGUCUUCGAUACCGUUGUGUCCCCGUUGCUGAAAGAUCUUGGCAACUUUGAGGGCUUAGCUUAA
Molecule: messenger RNA, 1665 nt
Organism: Penicillium salamii
Lineage: Eukaryota; Fungi; Ascomycota; Eurotiomycetes; Eurotiales; Aspergillaceae
Source: the annotation of a GenBank genome assembly